AUGUUCUCGUAUCCGCACGUUUCUAGAUUAUCUCUGUCGCAUUCUGCCAAGUAUCUCCGAUCUUCAACGACGUCAUACAUAAUUCCUAACGUCCCUCACACCACAAACAAACACCUCGCUUUUCCACGUCAAGCAACAACCAUGGCCUCCGCAACAUCUUUCUUCGACUUCGAGCCCGUUGACAAAAAGGGCGCACCUUUCCCCCUCUCCUCCCUCAACGGCAAAGUCGUGCUGGUCGUGAACACAGCCUCGAAAUGCGGCUUCACACCCCAGUUUGAAGGAAUCGAGAAGCUCUACAAGAAGUUGUCGGCCGAGUACCCGGAAGAUUUCACCGUCCUCGGAUUCCCCUGCAACCAGUUCGGGAACCAGGACCCCGGCACCGACGACGACAUCCAGUCUUUCUGCCAGGUCAACUACGGCGUUUCGUUCCCCGUGCUCGGAAAAACCAAUGUGAACGGCGAUGAUGCCGCCCCCGUCUGGACUUUCUUGAAGGAGCAGCAGCCUGGACUUCUGGGCUUGAAGCGCGUGAAGUGGAACUUUGAGAAGUUCCUCGUCUCUGCUGAUGGCAAGGUUGUCGGUCGCUGGUCUUCUGUUAGCAAGCCCGAGGGUCUGGAGAGUGAGAUUGUUAAGCAGAUUGAGAAGGCGAAGGCUGAGGGUAAGCUAGCUUCUCAGAAGCCUCAGGCUGCUAAGCUGUCCUAA
Messenger RNA from Penicillium bovifimosum, 699 nucleotides. Its product is annotated as glutathione peroxidase. Bases 1 to 699 code for a protein of 232 amino acids. Gene Ontology annotation, biological process: response to oxidative stress. The record is from RefSeq and is a predicted model, not a curated record. The transcript has 2 exons. Lineage: Eukaryota; Fungi; Ascomycota; Eurotiomycetes; Eurotiales; Aspergillaceae. Gene Ontology annotation, molecular function: glutathione peroxidase activity.